AAAUAAAGCACUGGUGCGCAUCAACACAUCACAGAAUUUGCGCAGAUGGCAGUUUCCAACCAGGAAGUAGAUUUCCUAAACGCGUUUUAGUGCGUGAACUAGGAAAUCUGUGUAUCGGAUCUAAUUCAUUGACUCUGCUUUGACAUCAUGACACUCCGAGCUUGUGGCUUUAUAAUCUUCCGCCGCCUGGUACAACAUCCUUUCCCAGGGAACAUCGAGUACCUCCUCCUUCAAACGUCUUAUGGAGAACACCACUGGACUCCACCCAAAGGUCACGUUGAUCCUGGAGAGGACGACCUGACCACCGCAUGGAGAGAGACCCAAGAGGAGGCGGGAUUCAGUGAAGAGCACUUACGUGUGGUCGACGGCUUUCUGCAGAGUUUGCAUUAUCAAGUGCGGGGGAAGGAAAAGGAGGUCGUCUAUUGGCUCGCGGAACUUCGUGAACCAGGCACGAAGGUCAAACUGUCGGACGAGCACCGAGACUACCGCUGGGCCAGGUUGGACGAGGCGUGCAGGCUGGCGAAGUAUACGGAUCUACAGGACACUCUUAAAAACGUGCAGCGCUUCUUGGAGAAGGCAGAAAAGAAACAGUAAAUUCACAUGAACUGUAAAUAAUGAACGUCAGCGUCAGGCCUGUUAUUCAUUUGCCCCUCACUAUUAUUCAAAUACAUUAAUCAUUUGUGGUAAAACACCCAAAAAUUGUCUUAAUGAUGGUGUUUUAUGUUGUUUUAUCGAAGGUAAAAAAAAACUGCAAAAAUCUAAUAAAGUAAUGCACUUUGUCAGAGA
Messenger RNA from Silurus meridionalis, 786 nucleotides. RefSeq names its product nudix (nucleoside diphosphate linked moiety X)-type motif 2 (gene nudt2). The record is from RefSeq and is a predicted model, not a curated record. The transcript is spliced from 3 exons. Lineage: Eukaryota; Metazoa; Chordata; Actinopteri; Siluriformes; Siluridae. The coding region runs from base 148 to 594 and encodes 148 amino acids. Gene Ontology annotation, molecular function: bis(5'-nucleosyl)-tetraphosphatase (asymmetrical) activity. Gene Ontology annotation, biological process: ATP biosynthetic process; AMP biosynthetic process.